AGCGGCGCCCAGCGCGCGUGCGCGCGGGCCGGGGGCGGGGCCCUCAGCCGGGCCCUCAGCCGCGAGCCGCCAUGUCCGUGGCGUUCGUGCCCGAGCGGCUGCGCGGGAGGGCGGAGGUGAACCAGGACACGCUGCAGCGGCUGCUGGAGGAGAACGACCAGCUGAUCCGGUGUAUCGUGGAGUACCAGAGCAAGGGCCGCGCCACCGACUGCGUGCAGUACCAGCAUAUCCUGCACAGAAACCUCAUUUAUUUAGCUACAAUUGCUGAUGCCACUCCGCCCAGCACGCAGAAGCCUGUUGACUGAGUGCAAGACCUGGACAUGAGCAGUGCUGCUUUCAGAGGCUGUAGAAAUAGUUUAGAGUCUACUUUGGGAGCCAAGAAGGUGUGGGUUUGAAAAAGUCAGGUAAAAAGUGAUCUGAACUUCUGUGUUUCAAAUGUGAAUGUUGUUUUCAGUGUAGUAUUUGGCCAGCUUUUCCCCUGUUACUGUAACUAACACAGUUCAAGAAGGAUAAUUAUCACAUUCCCUUUUCCCUCUGAAAAACUCAAACUCAGUGUACUUCUGGGAAUAGCCUGGUUGUCAGGAGAGCACUAUGGGAAGCAGAGCCCAUUUCAUGAGUAAGGUUCUAUAAUAACAAGGUAAAUGUUAUGCUAUGUGACUCCUACUUCCAACAUGUUGGGCAAUUCCAGAGAUGUGUGUUUCAUACAUAAAAGCAAUAGACUUUUGUAUUCUGUAUCAAAACAACUGUGCUAAAUAAAGAUCUUCCUUGUAAAUUGUAGUAUAUUCUGAAUUAAUAUAAUGCAUUAACAAAGGA
Molecule: messenger RNA, 813 nt
Organism: Oenanthe melanoleuca
Lineage: Eukaryota; Metazoa; Chordata; Aves; Passeriformes; Muscicapidae
Gene: SS18L2
Product: SS18 like 2
Exons: 3
Coding region: 72-305 (77 amino acids)
Biological process (GO): positive regulation of transcription by RNA polymerase II
Cellular component (GO): nucleus
Molecular function (GO): transcription coactivator activity
Source: RefSeq, a predicted model, not a curated record